AUGUCGCAAGCGUCUACUGAUUCGUACCAUGCCUUAGUGACGGAGAUCAUGGGGUCCGACUUCCAUUGGGACACCAGUGGCAAUACUAUUGAGGUUGAAUUAGCCACUACCAGUAAGGAAGUAAUCGUGGAGGUGGACCCACAGCUGACCCUUGACUCGCUUUACCAGCUAUUUAUUCAAGUACUGAGGCUCAAAGUACACUCAUUACAGCCGUGUGGCCUCUACGACGCUCAAUUGGACCUGGUUUGUGGCUUUCAGCCGCUACUGACGCUGGAAAUGAAACACCACCUCUAUCGCCACUGGCAGUGGACGUGGCUCUGUCCCUUUGACCAUGGGGGCUCUCAAUGCCACACACUACCCAAUUCUGAGCUUCUCCACGCUCAUCUACGUGUUCACCAUGGCGACCACCCUCAAACGGAGCUUGACGCUUACUACGCCUUAGUCCGCCAAUUUGGACCGACAAGCACUGGUAGUGUACCACCGUGGUUAUUUACUAGUACCAGUUUACCGGGAGAAACCCCACUUACAGCCCACCGGCGUAUUCUCCAAGAAUGGGUCCGCCAGACGUACCCUUAUACUACACUAGAACAAGUUGAACUAGCGAUGGCGUCGCCGUGGCUUGACGUCGAGCCAUCGCUCAUGGCUCGCUGCUAUGGCCUCGGGUACCCGUGUCCCCUCCCCCACCCUAAUAAUCACGAUGCCAUCGUGUUUAGUACGACAGAAGAAUUGCGGGGCCACUUCCAGCGCUACCACGCGAUGACCACUGACACCCAACUAGCCGUGGUUGACAGCUACCUCGUCCACCACAGCCAACCAACGGCACUACUUGUCAAUAAUGCGUUACGCGAUGGUGUCACCGAUGUCAGUCGGUGUCACGGUGACGACGCUUUGUCAGUGCUCAGGUUGCUAGAUCCCAACUAG
Diutina rugosa is the source of this 921-nucleotide messenger RNA. RefSeq lists its product as uncharacterized. Bases 1 to 921 code for a protein of 306 amino acids. Lineage: Eukaryota; Fungi; Ascomycota; Pichiomycetes; Serinales; Debaryomycetaceae. The transcript has a single exon. The record is from RefSeq and is a predicted model, not a curated record.